AUGGCCGUGGACAGAAUGUCGGAACAGAAGCAGUCUUACCUUCAGCUGUCCUUUCCAAUCCCUCGCGUAACUGAUGCGGACUUGUGCGCAUUCCACCACGCGCAUUUUGGUGAGGCGUCGGCUAUUGCCUUCACUGCAGACUUUCUCAACCUUGAAAAGGUGCACCAGGACAUUGAGACUCAGCAUCGUCAUGACGCUGGAGACGAAGCAUAUUACGAAGGCGAUGAGGACGAAGACGGGCUUGGGUAUUAUGCGGACGGCGUGAAGCGCACCCUGACCGACGCGCAAAUUGCCAUGUUUCGACAUUCUGAGACCCAGGCCCUGCAAAGAGCUCAAGAGAGAUCUAUGACUCGACGAAACUCAUCGUCGCCGCCACCGAUGUGUGCCCACGUCGAACCUCUCGAAGGCCACAGAAGCGAAGACGGCGAGCUGUCAGAUGAUGUCUCAAAUACGGGCGCCGUCCAUACGAAGAAGAAGAGAAUCAAGAAGAAAAAGAAACGGGGCAGUGGUAAUAGCAAACGCCAUUACUCGCCGGACCCCGAACGCCGCAAGAGGACUUGGGAUGUGGUCGAGACCGGACUGGACGCCCUGGAUUAUGGGGGAUCCGGGCCGUCACAGCCACAAAUCAGCCCGACGAGUCAUCGGCGAAGAAUCACGUAUGAUGAUGAUGAUGGGUGA
This is a messenger RNA of Diaporthe batatas, 678 nucleotides long. RefSeq lists its product as uncharacterized. The record is from RefSeq and is a predicted model, not a curated record. The transcript is spliced from 2 exons. NCBI's taxonomy places the organism in Eukaryota, Fungi, Ascomycota, Sordariomycetes, Diaporthales, Diaporthaceae. Bases 1 to 678 code for a protein of 225 amino acids.